GCGGGUACCGGCUCCCGGAAGGUCACCGUGUGAAGGAGGCCUUGGUAACGCGGGUCUCCCCGCUUUUUCUGGGGAGCAACGGCGGAGCCGACGAACUCGGCCUGAGGCGGCGGUGAGAAGCAGACCGGCGGUUUGCUGCGACAUCAUGGAGAGCGGCGGGGGAAGCGGAAACAAAACCACAGGGGGGUUGGCCGGCUUUUUCGGAGCCGGCGGGGCAGGUUACUCGCACGCGGAUUUGGCCGGCGUCCCGCUGACUGGUAUGAACCCUCUGUCUCCGUAUUUAAAUGUGGAUCCACGAUAUCUUGUUCAGGAUACAGAUGAGUUUAUUUUACCGACUGGAGCUAAUAAAACCCGGGGCAGAUUUGAACUGGCCUUCUUUACCAUUGGAGGAUGUUGUAUGACAGGGGCUGCAUUUGGAGCAAUGAACGGUCUACGGCUAGGAUUGAAGGAAACCCAGAACAUGUCCUGGUCCAAACCAAGAAACGUACAGAUUUUGAACAUGGUGACUAGGCAAGGGGCACUUUGGGCUAAUACUCUAGGUUCUCUGGCUUUGCUCUAUAGUGCAUUUGGUGUCGUCAUUGAGAAAACACGAGGUGCAGAAGACGACCUUAACACAAUAGCAGCUGGAACCAUGACAGGCAUGUUGUAUAAAUGUACAGGUGGCCUUCGAGGGGUAGCACGAGGUGGUCUAGCAGGACUGACGCUUACCAGCCUCUAUGCACUAUAUAAUAACUGGGAGCACAUGAAAGGCUCCUUACUCCAACAGUCACUCUGAGGAUUUUGCCACCUUAGGAGUGGGGGACACUUUAGUAGUCGUCCACAUCAAUUUGUAGGUCACUCUGGAAUUACUCUUUUUUCCUACAGUUAGUUUGAAAAAUUGGAGAUUCCAGUUUGCUGUGGUGAAGAUCCUGGAUGGUUGACCAGGACUGGCAUUCCUUCUAGCCCGAGUUGAAGCCAGAACACUCUGGUGGCUGAGUAAUGUGGUUCUCCUCUACCCCCUGAGCUGGAAAACUACUUACUCACAGAAUUCAGGUCAUGAUUGUUGUCAAUACGGUAUCAACACAUUUGUUUAUUUAAUGAUCUGAAACUGUAACAUUGCCUUGUAUUCCCAAUAAAAAGGUGAAAAUAGAACCAAAGUGUAAACAUAGCGGGCGUCUCCAUUUAAAAGCAUUUUUCUGGGUAUAAAGUGAAAGUUACUCUUAGCAUUUUUGUCUGCCCCAACUGGGCCAACAUGUUUUCUUGGUUGUGUUGAAAUGAAGGGCUACUUGGCACCACUAACAGCCAGGUUACAAUUUUUCUUCAAUAGAGUUGACACUAAACAACCUCAAGAUACUAGAGAUUAACCAUUAUGCCAUUAGAGUACUGUGUUAGAAUACUCUGUCCAACGAUCAUGCUUAACUCUCUACUCAUUAACUCACCUCCUUAUGGAGGAUAAUUAGAAACAUAAUUAGAGGAAAGAAACGAGCUACAAGGGU
Messenger RNA from Neomonachus schauinslandi (Hawaiian monk seal), 1475 nucleotides. RefSeq names its product mitochondrial import inner membrane translocase subunit Tim23. Gene Ontology annotation, biological process: protein import into mitochondrial matrix. NCBI's taxonomy places the organism in Eukaryota, Metazoa, Chordata, Mammalia, Carnivora, Phocidae. The record is from RefSeq and is a predicted model, not a curated record. Gene Ontology annotation, cellular component: mitochondrial inner membrane; TIM23 mitochondrial import inner membrane translocase complex. Gene Ontology annotation, molecular function: transmembrane protein transporter activity. The transcript has 7 exons. The coding region runs from base 146 to 775 and encodes 209 amino acids.